AUGCCUCCUCCACAAUUGAACAUCUCUCCUCCACUACUCAACUCGGCAACCCCUUGGGCAACCGACCUUGACGAUCUCUUAGCAAUCGCCUCAUCCCCAUCAACAGGCGCCAUCACGACCCGAACAUCGCUUAUCAAUGGCUUCAACCAUCAACAUGAGCAGCACCAAUACUUGUUCUUCGAUCCGUCUUCAGCGACCCCAAGCGAAGGCACCUCAUCUAAUCAAACCCCGCCCAAGGAUCAUAGAGUCGAGGCUACUUCCAGCUUGAAUAACUUGGGCUACAGUCCCAUUACGCUGGACGGAUAUCUUGGUUUUCUGAUUGAGAUAUCUCGGCGGCUUCCUGACUUGCAAAAGACGUUUAUUGUCAGUGUUACUGGAUCACCUGAGGAUAUCCAAGAAAGCUACAAGAGAAUUGAAUCUGCUUCAAAGAAUCUCUCAUUUCCAUUGGCAAUGGAAGUGAACUUGAGCUGCCCCAAUAUUCCUGGUGCGCCACCCCCAGCUUAUGAUGGUCCUUCCCUCCAAAAGUAUCUGGCUUUACUUCCUAUGCAUCCGUCGCUACCUAUAGGCAUCAAAACACCUCCCUAUACACACCAUGGACAGUUUGCAACUCUGAUCGAAACCCUACAAAAGGCGGCAUCGUCUAUUAGCUUCAUAACCGCCACAAACACACUCGGCUCGUGCCUGAUUUUACAAGACAGUAAGAAUAUUGAUAUGAGCCCUCAACUACCUGGAACAGGCGUUGGUGGUAUGGCAGGACCGCCUCUUCAUCCUCUUGCUCUUGGCAAUGUAUCCACUUUGCGGAAGAUGCUGGAUCAAGUACCCGAGUUGAGUCAUGUCCAGAUCAUUGGUGUUGGUGGAGUACGCGAUGGAGACGGCUACCGAAGGAUGAGAACUGUUGGGGCUUUUGCUGUGGCGGUGGGUACAGGUCUGGGGAAACAGGGAUCAGGAGUCUUUGAGAGGAUCGAGGGUGACCUAAAAGGAAAAUGGGAUGUCACUGCAUCGAAGCUGUAA
This is a messenger RNA of Fusarium poae, 1011 nucleotides long. RefSeq lists its product as uncharacterized. Lineage: Eukaryota; Fungi; Ascomycota; Sordariomycetes; Hypocreales; Nectriaceae. Gene Ontology annotation, molecular function: dihydroorotate dehydrogenase activity. The transcript has a single exon. Gene Ontology annotation, biological process: 'de novo' pyrimidine nucleobase biosynthetic process; pyrimidine nucleotide biosynthetic process. The record is from RefSeq and is a predicted model, not a curated record. The coding region runs from base 1 to 1011 and encodes 336 amino acids. Gene Ontology annotation, cellular component: cytoplasm.